CCCCACAACUGAUCAAAUGCGCGAUUCGUGACAAACCAUCAUCGAGGCUCAAUUUAUUCAACAGUUUCGAGCCCUUGUCACCACCACCCUGCGUUUUGCCUUCUCCAUGUCCUACAAGAGGUCGCGUGCCACAUACGAGGCUGACCUUACAGCGCAACAAUCCCCCUUCGUCUUUUAUGGGACACCGCUCCCGCCGCUCGACCCCGAGGUCCGCGACGAUGGCUCCUACGUCCCGCUGUGGAAGCAGGAGGUGAGGGAUGAGCGGGGGAGGAAGAGAUUCCACGGCGCAUUUACCGGUGGAUGGAGCGCAGGUUAUUUCAACACCGUGGGUUCCAAAGAAGGAUGGACGCCCUCGUCCUUCGUUUCUUCCCGCACGAACCGCCGCAAGGAUGACCCGAACGCCGUCCAGCAACGCCCGGAGGAUUUCAUGGACGAGGAGGACCUGGCUGAUGCCGAGGAAUCGCGGAGGAUCCAAACACAAGCUUCGUUUUCCGGGCUGGGCACGACCGCGGACGAUGCAACAAGAACGAGCGGCCUCAUGGGCCUGCUCCGCGUCGAAGGGGAGACCAUUGGGACGAAGCUGCUCCGGAGAAUGGGUUGGAAAGAUGGCCAAGGAAUUGGCCCCAAGAUCCGCAGGCAAGCCCGUCUCGACCUACCCAGCGACGGCACCGGUGCCGGCGAGACAUAUCUUUUUGCGCCAGAGAACGUGCCAAUGAUCAGCUUCGUCCGCAAAACCGACCACAAGGGGCUGGGUUACGCGGGAGAGACUAGGUUGACGCCGGUCGGCCUCGCGGCGACGGCGACGAGGGCAAACGAAUCCGAGGAGGACGACGACACAGGUAUCGGGGAUUUUGGGCGGCCGAGAUUCACGCUGGCUCCGACCCGCAAGAAACAGCGAGACAAGGGUCGAGGAGGCAUCGGGGUGGGAAUCUUGAAUGACACCGGGUCCGAUGACGAAGAUCCAUACGAAAUAGGUCCGCGAAUAUCUUACAACCGAGUAAUAGGAGGGGAUAAAAAGAAGAAAAAAGCGGCGACCUCGAUGAUAAAUCCCACAUUGAAGACAAAACCAACAUUUAUACCGUCCAAGAAACCAGCUCUUGGAAAAGUGGCCCUCGGCGUCCGGAAAUGCCACGAUGGACGGCUGCCGCUGGAGGGAUUCGUCUUCGGCAAGGAGCCCGACGCCCUAACGUCUGGAAUCAACGAUGAGGGAAAGUACCCUCCUCCACAGAUACCUCCAGGCUGGGUGUCAGCAAAGCAGGCGAAGUCUCGGGAAGGGCCAACUGGCUACGUCUCUGCGGCGGACGCGGCCAAAGCGUCGACGCUCGACCCGAAGGCCCGCGCGGCGAUCCUCGGUGAAGAACAGCUUCCCGGAAAAUCCGUCUUCGACUUCAUGUCUGCAGAAGCACGGGAGCGGCUGGCCGCUGUCACUGGCAGGACCGACCUCCCUCCGGCCCGCGGCGAGGUUCCCGCGGGGCAUGCGCUCAGCGAAGCCGACCGCUUGAAAGAGCUGCUCAGUCGCGUCCCAAGACUAGACAAGGAAACGGCCGUGGCUGCCAUCUCCAGGGGCAGUAGCGGCAAUGCUCCUUAUGCCGAUGACGAGGCGAAACGCUCAAGAUACAUCGCGUUCCUCGAGUACCAAGCGGGCUUCAGGGCGACCCCGGGGGCCCAGCCGCCGAAGAUGAACAGCGAAGAGUGGCUGAGGGAGCUGCAAGAGUUUUAUUCCUGCGCGAGGAUCUUCAAGCCGAUGACCGGUCUCAUGGCGAGCCGCUUCACGACCUCCACAGCAACGCGCUCCGGCAACGGCUCGACUGCCGAGGCGGGGGCCGGAGAACUCCUGUCGAAACCUCCGCCCAAGCCCCAGGAUCCGGCCGAGGAAGCGGCCAAGCUUGGCAUGUUUGGGCCCAUGACGAGGUCUGUUGCUGAUUUCUACCCCACUCGACUGCUCUGCAAGAGGUUCAAUGUGAAGCCUCCCGCGCAUGUGCUGCCGGACGAACACGCCGCAUCCGAACCGAGCAAGCCGAAGUACAAUAUCCCAUCGCACUAUGACAUGCCCCAAGACUAUGGCUCUUUGCGCCAGGAGCCGCUGGCGUCAGAGUCGGGCCCCGUCUCUGCUGCUUCGAACGGCACCCCGAGGGAACUAGCCGACUCGGAGACUCCGGGGCGAACCCCGGCCUCCGAGAAGGCUGUGGUCGACUCGAGCAGGAAUGAGGCCCUAGAAGGCAAAAGAGCCGGAGAGGAAGUGUUCAAAGCCAUAUUUGGCGAUAGUGAUGACGACGAUUGAGAGAACUCAUGCAAGCCCGUGGCUGCGGCAUGUUCAUGUUACAGGUAGUGCAUGCCGACUGCUGCAAAUAUCCAAGGGCAUGUAUAUCAUGGAAUGAACUCGGAAUCGUGCAUUUGUGCAAGGUAUUGCAAGGCAGAAAACUGUCAGCAUGCGCAUUGCGACUGUCCUGGUGCUCCGGAAGCUUUCAAAGAUAGCCAAGCGAUGUUCCAAGUUCUUCUGAAAGAUGCUUGACUGAGCGAGUUCAGGGACU
Thermothielavioides terrestris NRRL 8126 is the source of this 2531-nucleotide messenger RNA. RefSeq lists its product as uncharacterized. The transcript is spliced from 2 exons. The coding region runs from base 107 to 2281 and encodes 724 amino acids. Gene Ontology annotation, cellular component: nucleus. Gene Ontology annotation, biological process: mRNA processing. Gene Ontology annotation, molecular function: RNA binding. NCBI's taxonomy places the organism in Eukaryota, Fungi, Ascomycota, Sordariomycetes, Sordariales, Chaetomiaceae. The record is from RefSeq and is a predicted model, not a curated record.